GUCGCGAGGUCUCGUGACUGGGCAGCGGUCGCGCCAUGGAGGAGCUCCGGGCGUGGCGGGGCCGCAUCGGGGCCGAGCUGGACGCGGUUGUGGCGUUCUGGGAGCGGCACUCGCACGACCCCGAGCACGGGGGACACCCAGGACCCCCAAGUGCCCCCGGGACCCCCAAAUCCCCCCCAAAUUUCCCCCCCAGGGGUUUCUUCUCCUGCCUGAGCCGUGACGGUUCCGUCUACGACGACACCAAAUUCGUGUGGCUGCAGGGCCGCCAGAUCUGGGUCUAUUCCCGCCUGUACCGCACCGUGCCCCGGUUCCGCCGGCCCGAGCUGCUCGAGGCGGCACGGAAAGCCGGGGAGUUCCUGGAGAGCCACGUGCGGCCGGAGCCCGGCUCGAGCCGCGCCGCCUUCGCGCUGAGCCGGGACGGGCGCCCGGUGCGGCUCCAGCGCAGCUUCUACAGCGAAGCGUUCUGCGCGCUGGGGCUGGACGAGCUGGGCCGGGCGGCGGGCGAGGAGCGCUACCGGCGGGGGGACACGGUGGUGCUGGAGAACGUCAGCCCCGAGGGGGAGGAGCUGCCAGGGAGCCUGGGGCGCCUGAUGAACCCCGGGCACGCCCUGGAGGCCGCCUGGCUGCUGCUGCAGUUCUGCCACCGCCGGGGGGACGCGGCCCUGGGGGCUCGGGUGGUGCCAGCGCUGCUCCAGGGACCCCUGAAAUGGGGCUGGGACCCCCAGCACGGGGGGCUCUUCUCCUUCCUGGACGCCGACGGCCACUGCCCCACCCAGCUGGAGUGGUCCAUGAAGCUGUGGUGGCCCCACGCCGAGGCCAUGGUCGCCCUCCUGGCCGCCCAGCGCUUCCAGCCCCAGCCCAGUUUGGUCUCCCAGUUCCUGCAGGUGGCCCAGUACACCUUCGACAAGUUCCGUGACCCCGAGCACGGGGAGUGGUUCGGGUACCUGAACCGCGACGGCUCCGUGGCGCUUUCCAUCAAGGGGGGGCCCUACAAAGGCUGUUUCCAUGUGGCGAGGGCGCUGCUGAUGUGUGAGGAGAUGCUGGACGCCAUCUUGGAAGGGGAGGAGCCUCCGCAAUAAAUUUAAAAUUUAGGAGCGCCUAAAUAAAUGUGGAGACCCCCAAAAUAAUCGGGAUUUACCCUGAAUUUAGCUGAGACCCCUCCCCAAUAAUCGCCAUAAAAGUGGAGAGUGAAAAAGGUCAAAUAAAGGGAAAAAUAUGCAAUGAA
Messenger RNA from Haemorhous mexicanus (house finch), 1225 nucleotides. RefSeq names its product renin binding protein (gene RENBP). Bases 36 to 1079 code for a protein of 347 amino acids. The transcript has 10 exons. Gene Ontology annotation, molecular function: peptidase inhibitor activity; N-acylglucosamine 2-epimerase activity. NCBI's taxonomy places the organism in Eukaryota, Metazoa, Chordata, Aves, Passeriformes, Fringillidae. Gene Ontology annotation, biological process: carbohydrate metabolic process; N-acetylglucosamine metabolic process; N-acetylmannosamine metabolic process. The record is from RefSeq and is a predicted model, not a curated record.